Xenopus laevis (African clawed frog) is the source of this 2540-nucleotide messenger RNA. RefSeq names its product leukotriene B4 receptor 2-like (gene ltb4r2.L). The coding region runs from base 675 to 1757 and encodes 360 amino acids. The transcript is spliced from 3 exons. The record is from RefSeq and is a predicted model, not a curated record. Lineage: Eukaryota; Metazoa; Chordata; Amphibia; Anura; Pipidae.
AAAUUGUUUGAAAGAAAUGUGGGUAGUGGGAGAAACUGGAGACAACAGGAACACAGAAAAGAACAAAUUGCAAGCAAUAUAAAUAUAAGGCCCCAAGGGCAAAUAUGGAUUUGUUUAGGGAAGAAACAAGUUUUUACAUUCCAGUCCCAAGCUGUCUAAGCACAAGCUGGGCGUGACUUUAACGCAGCAUGUCUCAACUGGAGCGAAGGAAGGCAACUCAGAGAAUGGGAGUGAUAGAGGAGAAUUGUACCGAAACAGGGAACAGCUCACAGGUACAGAAAAGAGAUUCUGUCAGAGAAACAGACACUCACUAAGGGACACAGUGGCAAAAAUGCCAUAAAGAAAAGGCACUGGGUCAAUCAAAGGAAUUCCAUGUGUUCUGACCACUUAUGGUCAUUAAGGCUCUUAUUCAGAUGCUGCCCAGCUGUUAGCCAUGCCCUCUCACCUCAUUUCUCCCAGUUGCUUAUUUCAUUGAGAGAGACACUACAGAGGCAGAACCCUUGGGAUACUAGAGGCUCCUAAGCCCUGAAACAUCCAGUUUUUACAUUUCACCAUUUCCUUGCCAUCAGAAUUCUUUAAGCAAGCAAGCUGCUUUUGGGGAGAUGGAAUAAAGGGGAAACCAGCACUAUUGAUUUAGGUGUAUAUUUAUAAAACUGAGUGGUGUUAUAUCAGCCAUGAACUACUGCGUAAACAGUUUUGGGAAUGACACACUCCUGAGCUCCCAAGCCUCUCGCAUCUCAGGGACCAUAUUUCUAGCUUUGGCAGCCUCCUUGGGUCUCCCUGGCAAUGCCUUUAUCAUAUGGAGCAUACUGUGGAAGAUGAAAGGUCGUGAGAAAUCUGUGACUUGCAUCCUUAUCCUUAACCUGGCAGUGGCUGAUGGAACAGUCCUUCUUCUCACUCCUUUCUUUAUAACCUUUUUAGUGCUAAAAACCUGGAUUUUUGGUCGUGCUGUUUGUAAAUUGGCUUAUUACAUAUGCUGCCUCAAUAUGUAUGCCAGUAUAUUUAUUAUUGCAUUAAUGAGCUUAGAUCGGUUCCUUGCUGUCUUCCGGCCCUAUAUGGCUCAGUCCCUUCGAAGAAAGGAUAUGGUGACAAAAGUACUCAUAGCUAUCUGGCUGCUAGCUGGUGCAUUAGCCCUUCCAGCCUUUGCCUUUAGAGAAGUAAUAGAGAGCCAAAAGUUAAAUGCCACGAUUUGUGAACCCUGCCAUGCAAGCCGUGGAGAAUCCAUAUUCCAUUACAGUUUUGAGACACUUGUAGCUUUUCUGCUUCCCUUCCCCAUGGUAUUGUUCAGCUACAUAUUGGUUCUGGUCAAGCUGAAAGCAAGCCGCUUUGGGCAACGCUCGCGGAUUGAAAAACUGAUUGCUGCCAUUCUAGUGACAUUUGCCAUUCUUUGGCUCCCAUACCAUGUGGUUAAUGCCAUACAAGUGACUUCUAAUCUCACUUCUGGGCAGGUGUCUGAGAAUUUGAAAAAAGCUGCAAAAAUAAGCAGAGCGGGUGCGACGGCCUUGGCCUUCUUCAGCGCCUGUGUCAAUCCUCUGCUUUAUGCCUUUGCAGCCUUGGAUCUUUUCAGGAUAUUUGGGGUAGGCUUUGUGGCCAAACUACUGGAGGGGACAGUGGCAGAGAUACAGAAAAGAGUUAAGUCUCAGAGAGAUCUUGUAAAAGGACUUGUCAGGGUUGGGAGUCGUGGAGAAUCGGCGGAUCUGGAAGUAAAGAAUGGUCUAAAAGAGACACCCCUGAAUGGCAAUCAACUGCCAGAGUAAUGGACAUGCAAUAAGCUACAUGCCAAUGACUUGACAUGUCUUUGUAAGCUGAGGGGCACAAAGAUACAUGCCAGCUAUUUUUUCUUAUAGCUGAUUGAUGGAAUUGAUUUUACCAAAAGAUGUUUUUUUUUCUUGGCAAGAGUCUAUCAAAAAGGCCCAAAGUGCAGUCUCUUCUAGGAAACCUCUUUCCAGUUCAUGAAAAUCUAGUGGUUAAACAUUAUCAGAUGUUCUUUAUAAAUCUGUCAUUUAUGCAAUAGAACCUGCAGUAGCCAAACAAUAGUGUUGUGUUGCAGAGUUUUUAUAAUUAGAUAUAAUAUUUAGAAAUGUCAGUGUAUAUCACUAUAUACGUCAAAGGCAAAGAAUCAAAAAAGUCUAAGGGGGUCAAUGUAAUAACCUGGAAAAACAUUUACCCAUUCCAGUGCCCUGUAAAUGUUUCCAAUGUUACUACCCUCAUCAAGAUCAACAUUUAUUCCUGCAUACAAAGUUGCCACUGAAUGGUGAACAUUCCUAAGCAACAACUGGGCAAAUAGCCAACAGACAGUGGUUAACUGAAUCCAAUAAGCAAGUUUAUCAUCCAUAAGAAAACAGGGGGAUAGUGAAAGUUAAGUUGUUUUCUUCUCUUUGUUCUGGGAGUCAUAUGAAUUUUAAAUUUUUGUCUUAGGUGUAUGUCUAGUUUGAGUAAAGCUGGCCAUAUUCAAAAAAUUAUUAAAUGUAAAGCAUAAAGCUAAGAUUUUAUGAACUAUUUUUUAUAUCAAUUGUUAAUAAAAACUAUAUUUUGAUUCA